CGUUCCCUUUCCCCCUCUCCUCCGGUCCUCCUCCUUUCCCAUCUCCCAUCCCCACCCAAUCAAAUCAACUCAUCGAAGCAAAUCCACUGCACCGGCGUAACCCAAACCCUAGAGUCGAAGCCCGCCGCGCGUCGAGCUCCAAUACCUAGAGAUGGCGACGGCGGCAGCGAAGACUCCGACCAAGCCCUUGGCCCCCGUCGCGGCGGCGAAGACUCCGACCAAGCCCUUGGCCCCCGCAGCGGCGGCGAAGACUCCGACCAAGCCCUUGGUCCCCUCGGCGGCGGCGAGGACUCCGACCAAGCCCUUGGCCCCCGCGACAGGCGCGACGCCGACCAAGGCCGCCGCCGGCUGCUCCUCCUCCCGCGCGCGGUUCUCCCACGCGUCCGAGAACUCCCACCCCAACAUCCCUCUGGGCACGCCUACCCCACAAUCGACGCCGUCCAAGCCUGCCAAGUCCCCGGCGGCCACGGGCGCCAAGUCCGCCUCCGCUAAGAAGAAGCCGUCCACGCCCGCGCCCAUGCCCCCACCGCCGCCGCGGGAGCGUGAACGGCGGUUCGUCGUGGCGAAGAAGGGGGCGCGGCGGAGGCGCAACGUCGCGACCGUGGGAGGCGGCGGCAGCGAGAUCGACUUCGACAAGUGCCGCGAGGCCGCGCGCGAGGCGCUGCGCGCGUCACAGGAGGAGUUCUUCCGGAAGGAGCGCGCCGCGUCCACCGCCGUCGAGGAGCAAUUGGGACAGGAGGAGGAGGAGGAGAAGACGGGUGAAGAGGAUGUGAAAGGUGGCGCCCUCGAGGAGGUGCAGGAGGGGAGUGAGGCGGAAUUGGAGGGAAGCAGCAAGGUGAGGGCGCUGAGGACGAAAGCGAUGGCGAAGGCGAUGAGCAGCGUUCCAGAUCCCGGCGCCGGCCGCGUGAAGCAUCUGGUGGAGGCCUUCGAGAGCCUGCUCACCAUCUCCGGCGCCACCUCCGACGCCGACAGGGCAGGCGAAGGCUCCUGGGCUCUGCCCGGGUUGCAGCCGUGGAAGGAGGAGGAGAGCGAGGGUGAUCUGGGGCUCCCACCGGUUUCGAUGUUCUCGUCGGCAGAUUUCCUGAAUGCAGGGCCCAAUAGACUCUGUACGUCAUUCGAUGGCAACAGCGACAGGUUGAGCUGGGACAGCAGAACCUCGGCUGGAGGGCGCAAGAGCAGGAGAAAUACAUCUGAGUCGCUAAGGAGCAGCUGGAACAAAAAACUCAAGGUCACAAGCCAGCAUCCGUUCAAGCUAAGGACCGAGCAAAGAGGAAGGGCCAAGAAACAACAGUUUGUCCAAAAGGUGCAGGAAAUGCUUAUGGAGGAAGAGAAGAAGCGGAUACAUAUUGCGCAAGGACUGCCAUGGACUACUGAUGAGCCUGAGUGCUUGCUGAAGCCACCAGUCAAAGAAAGAACUGAGCCGAUCGACCUUGUUCUCCAUAGCGAUGUACGCGCAGUUGAACGUGCUGAAUUCGAUCAAUAUGUACUUGAGAGGAACAAGUUUGCUGAGCAACUAAGGCUGGAGAGGGAGCGGCAACAGGAGUUGGAGGACCAAGAAAGGAUAAGACAAUUGAGGAAAGAGCUUGUUCCUAAAGCUCAACCAAUGCCGUACUUUGACCGCCCCUUUAUCCCAAAAAGGUCUGCAAAACCUGCUACAGUUCCCAUGGAACCAAAAUUUCACCCCCGGCCAGAAAAGCUAUCGUGUUACUGUCGACAGCAAUUCAUCAUGGAGUCCGGAAAGCUGAAACCACCGCCACAUCAGCUGUGCCAACGUGGACAUCAACUGUAUCUAUCAAGAAAUGCAGAGAAUCAUCACACAUGAUUCAGAUGUUUUCCAUUCCCCCUCUUCCUUUUUCUUUCUUGAAUCGUCUUCUCCCCAUGUGUCGAGAUUCAUUUUUUUAGCUUGGAUUACCUCCAAGUUCCGUUCUGUACAAGUGUACAUGCAUGCAUAUCAGUAGCUCUGUGCUUCAGAUGCAAUCAUACCAAGGUUCAAAAUUUGUUGUACAAGAAACUGCAAAAGAAAUUCAAAGAUGAAUUUCGGU
Molecule: messenger RNA, 2042 nt
Organism: Phragmites australis (common reed)
Lineage: Eukaryota; Viridiplantae; Streptophyta; Magnoliopsida; Poales; Poaceae
Product: microtubule-destabilizing protein 60-like
Exons: 8
Coding region: 152-1822 (556 amino acids)
Biological process (GO): regulation of mitotic spindle organization; mitotic spindle assembly; activation of protein kinase activity
Cellular component (GO): mitotic spindle; nuclear microtubule
Molecular function (GO): microtubule binding; protein kinase activator activity
Source: RefSeq, a predicted model, not a curated record